Molecule: messenger RNA, 3568 nt
Organism: Mugil cephalus (flathead mullet)
Lineage: Eukaryota; Metazoa; Chordata; Actinopteri; Mugiliformes; Mugilidae
Gene: stau2
Product: staufen double-stranded RNA binding protein 2
Exons: 15
Coding region: 73-2154 (693 amino acids)
Source: RefSeq, a predicted model, not a curated record
AUCCAGUUCUCUUUAGUGUUUGCCAAUGUUGGAGGUGUAACUGGGGUCUGGCCCUGGACAAAGGAAUAGAGCAUGGCUCAAGUGAAAGUACAGACCUCAGCACCCUUGGCUGGUCCUGGCCUUUCACCCGGAGUUUCCCCUACAGCCAUGGCCAGCCCAGGAUCCCUGGGUCUGCAGUCCUCCGUCAACGGCACAGGCCCGGCCCCCACACCCGCCUGCCCCCCUGCUCCUGCAGUCAGAUAUGGGGACGCCCCUGUGUCUGCCACCUCGCCAGGCCCGCCCCAGGAGAACAUGGCAAACCCUAAAGAGAAAACUCCAAUGUGUCUGGUGAAUGAGUUAGCCCGUUUCAACCGGAUCCAGCCACAGUACAAGCUCCUCAAUGAGAGAGGCCCUGCACACGCUAAGAUCUUUACGGUGCAGCUGACUCUUGGGGAGCAGGUGUGGGAGGCAGAGGGCACCAGCAUCAAAAAGGCCCAACACUCCACCGCUGCCAAAGCACUGGCUGAGAGCGUCCUCCCCAGGCCAGCGCCCCGAUCCCCCAAAGUUGACAUCAACAGCAACCCAGGCAGUAUUACACCCACAGUGGAGCUGAAUGGUCUGGCUAUGAAGAGAGGGGAGCCUGCUAUCUACAGACCUUUGGAUCCCAAACCCAUGCCCAAUUACAGAGCUAAUUACAACUUCAGAGGGAUGUUUAACCAAAGGUACCAUUAUCCUGUUCCUAAGAUCUUCUAUGUGCAGCUGUCUGUGGGGAGUCAUGAGUUUAUUGGCGAGGGUCGCACCCGCCAAGCCGCCCGACACAACGCUGCCAUGAAGGCCCUGCAAGCCCUGCGCAACGAACCAAUCCCUGAACGGCCACCACAGAGCCCGGAGGAAAAGGGGGAGACUGACGAAGGGACGGAUGCCAGCAAGUCAGAGAUCAGCCUGGUUUACGAAAUUGCCCUCAAGAGGAACUUGUCCGUUAACUUUGAGGUGUUGAAGGAGAGCGGCCCCCCACACAUGAAAAGCUUCCUGACCCGCGUCACCGUGGGGGAUUUCUCCGCGGAGGGCGAGGGCAACAGCAAGAAGCUGUCCAAGAAGCGUGCUGCUCUGUCCAUCCUGCAGGACCUGAAGAAGCUGCCCUUCAUACCCACUGUGGAGAAACCGAAGACGCACUACAAGAAACGAACCAAGACCAUCCUCAAGACGGGACCUGACUAUGGCCAAGGCAUGAACCCCAUCAGCCGUCUAGCCCAGAUCCAGCAGGCCAAGAAGGAGAAGGAGCCCGAGUACGUGCUUCUCUCUGAGAGAGGGAUGCCUCGACGUCGGGAGUUCAUUAUGCAGGUGAAGGUGAAUAACGAGGUUGCCACGGGAACGGGGCCGAACAAGAAGGUGGCCAAGCGGAACGCGGCCGAGGCGAUGCUGCUACAGCUGGGAUACAAGGCCUCCACAGCCCCACAGAGCCCCACCGAGAUGGACAACAAAGGCUGGAACGGACAAAAGGCGUCUUUUACCGAAGCGACAAGUAACACUCAAAAGGGUCUGCUCCACCUAAGCCCGGACGUCUAUCAGGAGAUGGAGGCCAGUCGAAAGCAAGGUGGCACGGCUCCCGGACCCGGGGUCGGCGGCGGCGGCGGUGGUGGCGGAUCCGUCAACUACAUGGCAUCCAAAGACAUGGGGCCCUGCUCUGCCCCAUUACCCCCUGGACACGCUCCCUAUUACAGCGGCUCUUCUUCCUCACCCAGCCCGACCGCCACCAUGGCCAGGGAGCUGCUGCUUAACGGUCAGUCGCCCCCGGCUGAUGCAACUCUGCCCAUGAAGGGAAAAAACCUGGCCUGUGGCGUCUCGGUGCAGCCAGCACAGCAGCUGGACUACCUGGCUCGCAUCCAGGGCUUCCAGGUGCAGUACAGUGAUGCGCAGAGUGGUAAGGAUUUUGUGACCUAUCUGACCCUCUCCCCUGUGCAAAUGACUUUCCACGGCACCGGGAGCACCCUACAAGCCAGCCAUGACCAGGCUGCUCUAAGUGCCUUGAAACAGCUGUCGGAGCAGGGACUGGACCCGGUGGACGGCCCCAUCAAGGUACGACCAGUGAACCAUGUGGGAGGGAGGACGGACAUUAAACAGACUAACUCAGGCACCACCACUCAGGUCUGCAAGGAUUCAAAGGCUGUCGUCUAGGAGCUGACAACCCCAAACCCUUCCUUCGACAUACACCAACCCUGAUCCCGAAAACCCCGUAACCCACAUUGUCCCCCCCCACCCCACCCCACCCCUGCCCUCCCCACCCCACACAACCCCUUCCUCCUCCUCCUCCUCCUCCUCCUCCCCCAACCCCACGAUCGCCACUGUAUCCUGUAAAACCUGUCAACAUGCAAUAGGGUGGAUGUGCACCGAGAAAUGACCGACUAAAACACAAUUACCUGAGUCUAUGUGAAGACAACGCUAACACGUUUCUCGAUGAUUUCAAAAUUUACAGGACAAAAAACACAAAACUAACAAAUGCAUGGUACUGUAACAAACCGAGUCCAAAGCGAUACUACGCCGCAUAGACAAUUUUCCCUUUGGAUAACUUGUUGGUAUGGUUAAAACAAAUAUGUACGUCAUGCCAUUGAAAUACAAAAGAAAACAUUUUAGGGGAGAAACCAACUUGCAUACAGUAGCUUUUUUUUUUUUUUUCAGGGGUAUUACGUUUCCCUUUUUUUUUUUUUGUUUUUUUCUUUUGUUAUUUUAUUAAUCUAACAAUGCUUGAGUACUGUAUUUAAAAUUAACCAAUGCCAGUGCUGUGAAAGUUGUAGUUGUUGUCUUCAUAUAUAGUCACCCAGCUUACAUUGUAUGCUGAAAUAAAAAAAAAAAAAGAGUUCAUCUAUCUAUAUGGAUGUGUAUGACUUUGCAAGAAAUAUUCCGAAAAAUAACACAAAAGUUUUUUCAUGUGGACGACAAAGGACAAAACUGGUGUUAGCAGUAAUCCGUAGAAGCGUGUCCCACCCAGCGAGGAGUGGUCUACCUGUCCUGUUUUAACAUGACCCCCACACUGGCAUAGCAUCACUGGAGCGGCCCCCCCCCCCCUCCCCGAGUAGCAGCCGCCGUUGUACUUUUUAUCCAGAAUAAAAGAGGCCAGUUUUAAUCGACUAUGGCUUUUUUUUUGCGCACAUCCUCUAAUGCCAGUAAAGUUUUAACACAGAGAGUUUUGUAACGGGGCUGCGUGUCCUCCAGUGAACGAAAAAGUCCUCUCCAUUCCAGUGAUUUUGUGCCAGUGGAUCGCCCCCCUCCGCCCCCCUCCUUUUCCCCUCCCCUUUCCCCACCCACAGUUUUUGUCGAUCACAUCUACACCCAUUGUGUGUGUUGUAUUGACCCGCCAAGGCAUCAACUGGGUGCUUUUAAUGCCUGCAUUCUGGAGCGCGUCUUUUCCGAGCGGAGGGGGCCCGCGGCCCCGACCUGCCGGCCCCCUCCCCCUCCUAAAGGCUGCCCUCGGACCACUUUGUCCACUGACAUUGAGGAUGUGUCUUCUUCUUCGCUGUGAGUGCAAUGUGUAAUAAGGUUGUUUCUGUUACUGAAAUGCAGUAAAAACACCUCAGUUCAUGUGAAAAAAAAA